Daucus carota subsp. sativus is the source of this 2789-nucleotide messenger RNA. RefSeq lists its product as uncharacterized. The record is from RefSeq and is a predicted model, not a curated record. NCBI's taxonomy places the organism in Eukaryota, Viridiplantae, Streptophyta, Magnoliopsida, Apiales, Apiaceae. Bases 254 to 2650 code for a protein of 798 amino acids. The transcript is spliced from 5 exons.
AUAUACAUCUUGAUUUAUUUGGUAGUUAUAUAUUUUACAAACAUUUGUGUGUGUGUCUGCCUGCAGUUUUUCUUUUCUUUUAUUCAUUUAUGAUUCAGCCUUUUUACAGGAUUCUGCUGGCUUCUUGUUCUUGAUCCAGUUUCUUGUAGACCACCACUUGAACUAAACUUAAGAACAAACAAGUUGAUCAAGUUCACUAGAAGAAGAGACACUAGCAAGUUCACAAGCACUAAUACUGAAGUUUCUCAAGAAGAUGGACAACUAUACUGAUCCCAUUCAGGCUAAAGAUGAGGAAUCUAACUUAGAUGCAGAGUUUAUAAAGGUAGAGAAGGAAUCUGUUUGUUCUGACAAAUCAUCACCUAGCAGAGACUUGUUAGAGGCCCAAGAAAAGGUUCAGGAACUUGAGCAUGAAUUAGUAUCAGUUUGUGGGGAUUUGAAGAAAUCUGAAUCUGAGGUGGCUAGGCUAAAUGAUGAAGUUUUGGUUGUUAACAAGAAGCUGCAAGAAAGUGAGAGGAAGUAUGAUGAGCUUGAGAUUAGUAGCAAGGAAUUGCAGAAGCAGAUUUCUGAAGAAGGGGCGAAGCAGAAGGCGAUGAAUGAUGUGCAGGAGGCUUAUGAUGAUCUUCAACUUGAACUGGAGAGCUCGAAGAAGAAGAUGCUGGAGGUGAACCAGGACUUACAGAUAUCUGAGGGUGAGGCGUUGAAGUUUGAGGAGUUGCAUAGGCAAAGUGGUGUCCAUGCUGAGAUUGAAAUGAAGAAGGCGUUGGAGUUUGAGAGGUUACUUGAAAUGGCGAAAGUGAGUGCUGUGGAAGUGGAAGAUCAGAUGGCUACAUUGCAAGGAGAACUUAUGGGGCUUUACAAGAAGAUUGCUGAAAAUGAAAAGCUAGAAGAAGCAUUAAGAUUUACUACUGGUGAGCUCUCCACUGUUCAAGGGGAGUUGAAGCUUUCAAAAUCACAAGUGGAGGAAUUAGAGAAGAAGCUUGAUUUGCAGAAGGAUUUGAUGAAUAAAGUGGCGCUUUUGAAUUCUGAACUGAGCUCCUCAACUGCACAGAAAUCGGAGCUUGAGUUGCAGUUGAAGACUGCUAUGGAGAAGGAAAAGGUUCUAAAUGAAAGCUUGAAUGCGACAACAGAAGAAAAGAUGAAUCUGGCAGAUGCAUUUAAUAACACAACUGAAAAGCUUGUUGAAGCAGAAAAUUCACUUCAAUUCUUGGAGAAUGAGUUGAAUCUCACUUAUCAGAAGUUAGGAAGUGCUGAGAGUAAUUUAGAGGCUGCUGUUAUGAGAGAAAAUGAGGUCUUGGAGAAGCUGAAGUUAUCUGAGGAGCUUCUUGAGAAACAUCGAGAUUUGGAAGUCCAACUGCAAGAGGUUAUUGCAAAUUUCAACAACAAAGAUUUUGAGGUGCAGGCACUUGAAGAGCAAGUGAUGAUUUACAAGGAACAAACAAUGGAAGCAGCUGAAAGGUCUGCAUCUUUGAAGGAUGAAUUUGAUCAGAUUGCAUUAAAACUGGCAAAUUCAGAAAGCACCAAUGAAGAACUCAGAAGAAGGGUCUCACAAGCAGAAGAUCAAGCCACACAGUCUUUCUCAGAGAUUGAUAUGUUAGUUGAGACAAAUACACAGUUGAAGAGUAAGAUUAAUGAGCUUCAAGAACUACUAAAUUCUGAGCAUGCUGAAAAGGAAGAAACUUCCCAAAAACUGUCUUCUCACUUGAGCACUAUAAUGGAACUAAACGAUCGGCACUCUAAGGCUUCUGAGCGAGCCGACUCUCAUAAGAUUGAACUGGAACAGACCCUGACAAGAUUGAAGGAUCUGGAAAGCAUGGUUGAAGAACUACAAAACAGGUUCAGCCAUUUUGAGAAAGAGUGUGAAGGACUAGCUGGGGUAAAUUUUAAUCUUACUCAGGAACUGUCCGAACAUGAAUCUAAACUGAAUGAUGUACAAACAAAACUUUCUGAAACAUUAUCCGAUAGGGAUGAAGCAACUGAGAAGCUCCAUGCUUCACAAAAAGAAGUAGAAGAUUUAAAACUACAGCUUGAUUCGGACAGUCAGCGAUUACAGUCUCAGAUAUCUUCAGUGAUGGAGGAGAACAAUUUACUAACUGAAACACAUCAAAAUGCCAAGGUGGAGCUGCAGACUGCGGUAAUUCAACUUGAAGGACAAUUAAAACAACACAUAUCAAAUGAAAAUGCUUUGACAAAUGAGAUUGAAAAUCUGAAGGCUGAAAUUGAAGGAAAAUCCGUAUUGAAUGAUCAAAUAAAAGAGCUUGAAGAGAAAUUAGCAAUAGCUGAGGCUCGAGCCAAAGAAGAGAAACAGGUGAACACACACAAAGAGAUGGAAGCAGAAGCUAACAAGAAGGCUGUCUUUCUUCUUGAAAACCAACUCAAAGAACUAGAACAAAAGUUGCAGCAGGAGGACGCUAGUCAUAAGGAUAAUGGAGCAAGUCCGGCAGAGAUGAAAUCCAGGGAGAUUGGAUCCUCCAUCCCAACUCCAUCAAAGCACGGACAUACAAGAAAGUUGGAAGAAGUUUCUACACAAACUUCAUCAUUGGAAAUACAGACGAAGACCACAGAGGUUUCAUCAAGCAUAAACUUCAAGUUUAUAUUGGUCGUGGCUCUUGUCUCAGUGAUCAUAGGCGCAAUUCUUGGCAAACGGUACUAGGUACCAACCAUAGGUUUUUUCGAUUUUGUUAAAGCCUAGAGGUUAAAAGUUGAUCAAGGGACAUAAUAUUCGUUAACAUCCCUAACAAAUAUUCCUAAAAAUACUUAUGGGUUAAUUCAGUCAGUUUACUUUGAUGAUA